AUGCAAACCAGCGGAGCAGCAGUUAAAGCACAGGUGUGUCCUCCUCUCCAGAGAUAUGGAAAUCAUCCGCUCCGGGAUCGAGUCUCUGGACGGCCGGCCGUGAAGCAGUCGGGAGAUGCCUCGCCGCUCCUGGUCAAGAGAAAGCAGUCGGCCUGCGGAGGAUGGCGCUGGACGGAUCCGGACGCCUGCUUCCUUCCCGGCUCAGGCGCGGGACCCGCCGGUUCCUCUGAGUUCUUGUGCUCCGUGUGUCACAAGAUCUUCCCGCUGCAGCGCAUGCUGACCCGACACCUGAAGUGCCACAGUCUGAUCAAGAGACACCCCUGCAGGUUCUGUGGGAAGGGCUUCAACGACACCUUCGACCUGAAGAGACACAUGAGGACACACACAGGCAUCCGUCCGUACCGCUGUGAUCUGUGUGAGAAGGCCUUCACGCAGCGCUGCUCUCUGGAGUCUCACCUGAGGAAGAUCCACGGUGUCCGGCAGCAGUACGCUUACCGCCAGCGGCGCUCCAAGAUCUUCGUGUGUGAGGACUGCGGCUUCACCUCGUCCCGACCGGACGAAUACUUCCUCCACGUCCGACAGCAGCACCCCAGCAGCCCCGCGCUGCGCCGCUAUUACCGCAAACACAUGCUGGAGAGCCCCGCGCAGCACACCAUCAGCCCCUUCAUGCUGUACCCCGCCGCCGGCCUCUACAUGUGAGUGUGUGUGUGUGUGUGUGUG
Messenger RNA from Puntigrus tetrazona (Sumatra barb), 720 nucleotides. RefSeq lists its product as uncharacterized. Lineage: Eukaryota; Metazoa; Chordata; Actinopteri; Cypriniformes; Cyprinidae. Gene Ontology annotation, biological process: regulation of transcription by RNA polymerase II; epidermal cell differentiation. Bases 1 to 699 code for a protein of 232 amino acids. The transcript has 3 exons. Gene Ontology annotation, molecular function: RNA polymerase II cis-regulatory region sequence-specific DNA binding; DNA-binding transcription factor activity, RNA polymerase II-specific. Gene Ontology annotation, cellular component: nucleus. The record is from RefSeq and is a predicted model, not a curated record.